Molecule: messenger RNA, 1782 nt
Organism: Dendroctonus ponderosae (mountain pine beetle)
Lineage: Eukaryota; Metazoa; Arthropoda; Insecta; Coleoptera; Curculionidae
Product: cysteine and histidine-rich protein 1 homolog
Exons: 6
Coding region: 364-1482 (372 amino acids)
Cellular component (GO): nucleus
Molecular function (GO): zinc ion binding
Source: RefSeq, a predicted model, not a curated record
AUUGAAUAGUUGGUGCGCUUGAUCGAUUUGUCUAAAGUCAACUUUUAAGACUUUUCAGUCAAAAAAAGAUCGCAUCUACAAAUAUCCGACACACAAAGAGCGUCACAAAACCAUAGAGUAAGUAAAAUAAGUAAUAAAAUAAUAACUUAUUUUACUUUCUCUUUGCACAAGACAUACCCCAGGGGGGAUAUUUUGUGAAGAGCGUCGACUCCGACGAACCGCACUGGGUGGGGACCCACGCAUGGCAACUUCAAUAGAACGUCACGUCAGCUGUUUCUUGACGGUCCACGCUCUGUUUCGAGCCGAUUUCUCAGCUGUUCAGUGUUGUGAAACUCAAUUUCCACGAGUUUCCUCACGAAAAUCAUGUCGGAACCAGAGGCUGCGAGCUCGAGCACCGAGCAACCCAUCGAGGUUCCAGACGCCCAAGAAAAACGCGAAGAAUUCAGCGAACCCGAAACAAAAAAGCGAAAAGUCUGCAAACCCAACGACGAAAAGAAACACAAACUUGAAGAUCGAUUGGGCGGAAUUCUCUGCUGCGCAGUUUGUCUGGAUCUGCCCAGGGCCGCAGUUUACCAGUGUACCAACGGGCACCUGAUGUGUGCUGGGUGCUUUACGCACGUUUUGGCCGACGCUAGGCUGCGAGAUGAAUUGGCCACUUGCCCAAGUUGCCGUGUUGAAAUAUCCAAAACAGCGGCCACCCGCAACUUGGCAGUGGAAAAUGCGGUCAGCGAAUUGCCCAGCGAUUGCCAAUUUUGCGGUAAGCAAUAUCCCAGGAACUCUUUGGAGCGACAUGAGGAGCAGGAGUGCGAAGAAAGAAUCUCGUGGUGCAAAUACAACCGCAUUGGAUGCCCAUGGAGGGGCCCCGAACAUGAGCGGCAAGAGCACGAAAAUCAGUGCGCCCACCCGCAUCGCUCUGGGGCUGAGGUGAUGGAGUCUCUUCUGGCCAUGGACCAGGCCCUAGUGGAGGAGAAGAAACUGUACGAAAACAUUUUCGACUUGCUCGGAUAUGAGAAGAUCACCUUCAACGAGAUCCAGCUCAAACCGUAUCGCACCGAUGAGUUUCUGCACAGACUCUUCUACGAAUCGUCGCGAUUCUCUGCGUUCAACAACCAGUGGGUGGUCAAGGCGCGGAUUAAUAAUUCGCAAAAGGAUCCCACUCAAAGCUCAGAGCGCGAUAUGACUUACCAGCUGAUCCUCAAGUCGAAGUCCGCCACUCCUUUGAGCUUGAACUACAUCGUCUUGAGAGGCCCAGUUGGGGACAUUAAGGUGAAACCCAGGAUUUACGAGUUCGAUUUCACCGAGCAGAGCAAUGAGAGCCCCUACGUUUGCCUGCCCUUGCCCGACAGCGCUGAAUGCAAUAGAUUGUUAGCUGCAAAAACGAUAAAUUUCAGGCAAGUUGUUGAACAGCAACUUUCCCUUUUAUUUGUCAAAAAACAUAUUAAUAAUGUUUCUAGCGUCGAAGUAAACAACCACGUCGCUUGAUGCCGGUCGCGAUUGGAUAAGUUUUCAACAAAUUCUCGUGCUAUCGACUAAAUUCCACGGAUUUUUAACGGUAAUUUUAAUCAAGGAUCUCAAGACUUUUCUAGAUUUAAGUUGGUGCCCGCUAGUUAGAGGUUGAUGUAAAUUUUAACGAGUAUCAGGACUUAGUUUUUGCGUUUUUGGUGCUUCCUUAAUAUGCAACGGGUUCAUCCGAGGAUUACCUGGAAUUUUUUUUAAAGGCUUUUUAUGUUAGACAUUGUUGAUUGUAAAAUAGCGGCAAUAAACAAGGCAUAUUGAAAAAUA